AUGUCUUUCGAAGUGCAUUUCCCACAAUUUCAAGCAGCUUACGACGACCCUAACGCCCCGGCCGUUAAGAUCACCUAUAAUUUAACGAACGAAAACAGAUCGCUAACCAUAAACCAACAAGCUAAUGGCACUGAUGUAUGUUCGUCUACUACUGGGGAUAAUAAUUCGGAAACAGAAAAACGGACUUCGUUGAUAAUGGAACAAAAUAAUCUAAUUUCAUCUCUGAUCGACGUGAUGCGCCGACCAAAUGCGAGCUUGCGUCUCCCUACCUUCAACCCUGAGUCAAGACACUCGGAUCCUUGUGCCUGGUUGGGAGCCGCUGAUGCCUGCGUAACCGAGGAACAUCUAACUGGCGUGUUACUAUUUAUAGCUCUGAGUCACGCUCUCGAAGGAACUGCUGCUACAUGGUACUCCUCGUUCGCCACUCCGGGUAUAACCUGGAAUAGAUUUAAGUACAAAUUCUUUAAAAAAUAUUGUGAAUCAAAUGAUAGUCAAAUCCCUCCAGCGAGCUAUUUAAUUCAUUUGCUGGACUGUAAAAUUGAGGAUAAUCAGUGUCUGACUUCUUACGCUCAGAAUAUUACAGCGUUGCUGAUGUCCAAAUGGGAGAAUCUGACCAGAGAGGAGAUAAUAAUCGCUAUAGUGCUGUCACAUAUGGCGAAAUUCGAUGCUCGCGUCUCGAAAUUAGCAAUGUUUAAAAUCAUUGACACAAGGAUUAAAAUGGAUAAAGAACUAAGGGGCAUGUUCGCUUUACCGAAAAAUACCCCCCCGCCCAAACCCGAUGAAAUGUGCUUCAUGUGUGGACAAACUGCACACCUGUCGUCAUUCCGCCACACGCCAUUGGCUGAGCAGAUUGUAGAGAGAAGAAAACGUAUGAUGCCUGCUCCAGCCACUGGUCCGGAAGCUAAAAGAUCAAAAGAUGGGACCAAUAACGAAGGCCAGCAUUCCAAUAAUUGUAAUCAAGACGAGGAGAGGCGCAGAGGCGAAGGGGAAACGUCUGCCAACGCGGGAUCAGUUGAAGUUGCUGCUGAUCCUGCUGCUCCAGCAGCUCCAGCAGCUCCUGCUGCUCCUGCUGAUACUGCUGAUCCCGCUGAUGCUGCUGAUCCAGCAGCUCCUGCGGAUCCUGCUGAUCCUGCUGCGCCUGCUGAUCCUGCCGCUCCUGUAGCUCCUGAUGCUCCUGCAGCUCCUGAUGCUCCUGAUGCUCCUGAUGCUCCUGAAGCUCCUGCAGGUUCUGAUGCUCCGGCAGCUCCUGAUGCUCCUGCAGCUCCUGCUGCCGAAGAGGAUGGUACAGUACCAACUGGAAAUAUGAAAGAAGAGGUCAAUAUGGCUGACUCGAAGCAUGAUGGAGAGCCUUGCGCCUAA
This is a messenger RNA of Spodoptera littoralis (African cotton leafworm), 1359 nucleotides long. NCBI's taxonomy places the organism in Eukaryota, Metazoa, Arthropoda, Insecta, Lepidoptera, Noctuidae. The record is from the annotation of a GenBank genome assembly.